AAAAAUCAACAACAUGGCGACUUUCCUUCCCACAAACCCUCGCGCCCUUCCUUUCCUACUUGGGCCCGGCAGAAUGGCUCCCGCAAAGAAGGGUGGCGAGAAGAAGAAGGGCCGUUCUGCCAUCAACAAGGUGGUGACCCGAGAAUACACCAUCAACAUUCACAAGCGCAUCCAUGGAGUGGGUUUCAAGAAGCAUGCUCCUCGGGCACUCAAAGAAAUUCGGAAGUUUGCCAUGAAGGAAAUGGGGACACCAGAUGUGCGCAUUGACACCAGGCUCAAUAAAGCCGUCUGGGCCAAGGGAAUAAGGAACGUUCCAUAUCGCAUCCGAGUACGCUUGUCCAGAAAACGUAAUGAGGAUGAGGAUUCCCCAAACAAGCUCUACACGCUGGUAACUUACGUGCCUGUUACCACAUUCAAAAAUCUACAGACGGUCAAUGUGGAUGAGAACUAACCUGCUCAUGUCAAAUAAAGUUGCAGAACUGCC
Messenger RNA from Mus musculus (house mouse), 484 nucleotides. RefSeq names its product ribosomal protein L31, pseudogene 1 2 (gene Rpl31-ps12). Lineage: Eukaryota; Metazoa; Chordata; Mammalia; Rodentia; Muridae. The record is from RefSeq and is marked validated. Bases 14 to 451 code for a protein of 145 amino acids. The transcript has a single exon.